Messenger RNA from Suillus subaureus, 501 nucleotides. RefSeq names its product protein-tyrosine phosphatase-like protein. Gene Ontology annotation, biological process: protein dephosphorylation. The transcript has 2 exons. Gene Ontology annotation, molecular function: protein tyrosine/serine/threonine phosphatase activity. The annotation marks the transcript as partial. The record is from RefSeq and is a predicted model, not a curated record. Lineage: Eukaryota; Fungi; Basidiomycota; Agaricomycetes; Boletales; Suillaceae. Gene Ontology annotation, cellular component: cytoplasm.
AUGAUAUCCUUCCCUCCUACCUCAUGGCAGUCCUCACUCAUCCAAAAGACAACUUCUCGACGCCCAAGGGACGACGCAGACCAGUCUCACGGACGCGCAGCAACAGCCAUAACUCCUCGCCUCUAUCUCACCGAUUACCACACCGCUCGCACACCAGACAACCUCGCACGCCUCGGCAUCACACACGUCGUAUCUGCCAUCGAAUUUGAUAUCACGGGAGUAUUUCCACCGCACAUCCAGGUCCUCCACGUUCCCGUGCACGACUCGGUCGGAGAGCAUAUUUGCAGAUGGUUCGAUCCCGUCGUGGAGUUUAUCAAGGAAGCGCUAGAUAAAGAAGACGCGAAAGUCUUGGUCCACUGUUUCCAGGGCAUCUCGAGAUCACCAAUCUUGAUUUGUGCUUAUCUCGUCGCAACAACACCAAUGCACGCUUUGGAGUCCAUUAAGCAUGUCCAAGCAAAGCGUGGAAUAGUUGCGCCAAACAUUGGGUUUUGCAGACAACUU